UUCAAUUCCCAUUUCUCUGUUUAUACUUUCUUUUGUUUUCUUUUUCACUUUUACAAAGAAGAAUAGUUCUAGUCAUACUUCUUCACUCUUGUUCAGUUUCAGUUGAGCUAGCUCAUCACCGUCCCAGUCACACUCUAAUCGGAAGGAGACGUUUAACCAGAGGAGUAGAGGUCAAGUGAGGAAUAAAGAGGGAAAUGGCGGCAAAGGUUUCGAAUUUCUCGGAUUUGGUUCAGAGGGUGGCCGCUUCUUGCUUGCUGCACCCACUUGGCGCCGGCAGGAACGGUGACUUCGCCGUGAAUGGCGCGGGAGAUGAGGAUGAUUUCAGUGAGCUCGAAUUGGAUGAGCCGGAGGAGGAAGUGAGAGAAGAGGAGGAGAUUGGUGGUGGAGGAGGGUUUAGGGUUAGGGAGGAGAGGUCAAGGAAGGAGGUAAUGGAGAUGGAGAUGGCAAUGUGGGAAGUGUUUGACGCCGUUUCGGCAAUGAAGAAGGCCUACGCUGGCCUGCAGAAGGCACAUAGCCCUUGGGACCCGGAGAAGAAGGGUGGCCGACAUAGAGCGGUGGCGGGGGGUACACUGAGGGAGGUGGUGGCACCAUAUGAGGCGACCGUGGAGGAGCUGAAGAAGGAGGUGAAGGCUAAGGAAGUAGAGGUUGAUAACCUCAAGGAAAAGCUCAGUAGUGUAGUUAAUGGCUCCAACGGGAAUAAUGGCAAGAAGGGCAGAUCUAUCUCAAGGAGGAAGGUAGGUUGCAGUCAACUUCAAGUUGUAGCUGCUCCUGCACCGGAUCUGUUUGAGGCAACAAUGAGCCAAGUGAAAGAGGCAUCAAAGUCCUUCACUUUAUUGCUCCUCUCUCUCAUGCGUGCCGCUCAUUGGGACAUUGCCGCAGCUGUGCGUUCCAUUGAAGCUGCCACUGUGACUGCCAUUACCACAACAGCUAUUAACACAUCCUCCAUUCUCACAACGACCCAGAAUGGUAGUGCCAAGUAUGCUCUCCAGUCCUACAUUUCCAGCAAAAUGUUCCAAGGCUUUGAUCACGAGACAUUCUACAUGGACGGUAGCCUCUCCUCGCUUCUCAACCCGGAUCAGUACCGCCGUGAUUGCUUCACUCAAUACCGUGACAUGAAGGCCAUGGAUCCUGCCGAGCUUCUUGGAAUAUUGCCCACGUGUCACUUUGGCAAGUUCUGCUCAAACAAGUACUUGGCCAUAGUUCAUCCCAAGAUGGAAGAGUCAUUGUUUGGAGACUUGGAUCAGCGACGCCAGGUCUUAGAUGGAAACCACCCAAGGAGUGAGUUUUACAGUCAGUUCUUGGGGAUGACUAAAGCAGUCUGGUUACUGCACUUGCUGGCCUUCUCUCUUGACCCAACACCUAGUCAAUUUGAGGCUACUAGAGGUGCUGAGUUUCAUCCACACUACAUGGAAAGUGUUGUCAAGCUUUCGGGUGGGCGGGUUCCUUCGGGUCAGGUUGUCGGGUUUCCUGUAAGUCCUGGGUUCAAGCUUGGAAAUGGGUCUAUUAUCAAGGCCAGAGUUUACCUAGUUUCCAGGGAUUAGAGGUUUCAACAGAUAAGGAAACAGACGAGGAAACAUAAUGUAGAAUUCAGUCCUACUCCAAUAAAUGUUCCAACUGUGUUGUAUAAAUGAAAGAUGUGUUUUUUUUUUCUCUCUCUCUCUCUCUAGUUGCUAUUACACAAACAUAAAUUCUGAUUAUCUGGUAUCUUGUAGUCAUACUCAUUUUACAGUGUCAUUUUGGAUAUAAUCACUAUUGAUCCGACUAUAAAAGACCAAUAACGGAGAUCAUUGAUCUUCAAAUUGGGUCCGGAUUUGGA
Messenger RNA from Rosa rugosa (rugosa rose), 1816 nucleotides. RefSeq names its product protein GRAVITROPIC IN THE LIGHT 1-like. Gene Ontology annotation, biological process: response to red or far red light; negative gravitropism. The record is from RefSeq and is a predicted model, not a curated record. NCBI's taxonomy places the organism in Eukaryota, Viridiplantae, Streptophyta, Magnoliopsida, Rosales, Rosaceae.